UUACUAUUGCCUGUAAUCUCUCCUAAGGCAUUGCCUUCGGCACUGCACUGCUUCGCCACGAGUUGGCCACAGACGAAAACAUGUACAGUACAGGCGAAGAAAUGUUGGACGAAGAAUGAAAAUAUGUACAGACAAAAAAAUGCACGGACCAAAAAACGAAAAUAAAGAAAAUGCACGAACGAAAAUAUUUUCGAACGAAACAUUUCUGAAGACUUUUCAGAAAAGUCGCUAUCAUUCGUCGACAGAUCUGGCGCAUCUCGUGAGGCGCUUUACCGAAAAAGAAAAUUACCGAAUUCUCUUCUAUUAAAAAUUAAAAAUACAGAACCGUAAUUCCAAAAUUAUUUGUGUAUAUCUAUCACUUUUUCAUAAAAAUAGUACCCCCCCCACCCAAAACCCCGGUUUCCCACAGUUCCCCUAGUGUGUUGGGUUUUAUGAAGAUACUACAUUUCUGCGUAAUGGUAUUUAACAACAAUUGACAUGUUGACAACAGACCGUCGUGCGGCUCCACCGAGAUCGUGGUGGUGUAGGUAUACAUUAUGGAUAACUCUGAAGAAGGGUUCAGCAAGAGCAUGGCUACAAAAGAGGAGGAUGAACAGCUGAACAAGCAGCAGUACGAGGCAGCAGCGGACGAGUGGGACGCUCUGCCGGACGUACACUGUGCGCCAGCCGGCCAGCAGCCGUCCCCAGGUGACCAGCAGCAUCUUCCGGCCGCCACCGCCUGCCUCGAGUUCGCCGACGUCUGGGAGUACUUCAGGGAGAAGGACCUCUCUCCCCACAUGGCCAACAUCCAGCCAACUAUGGAGAGGAAGCCCGGCUGCAGGCUUCUGUUCUGCAGAUUGCUGGGUCCGCCCGCCCUGGACAAACGUUUAGUACCCGAGAGAGACAGGAUAUUCGCCAUAGCACACAGUCCUCUGGAGAACGAGGAGGCGCGUCAGGUGCAGAUGCUGACCACCAUCUACAAGAAGCUGACGUCGACCCGGCUGGACUGCGGUCGCUACGGCCACCACUGGGAGAGCAUCGGCUUCCAGGGCAGUGACCCGGCCACGGACCUGCGCGGCGCCGGCCUGCUCAGUCUGGUGAACGCCGUGUUUCUGGUGACGGCUCCGCAGUACGGCCGGCUGUCGGCCGACCUGUACCGGCUCUCGCACGACCCGCGCCAAAACUUUCCGCUGAUGGUGCUGGCUAUCAAUGUGACGCGGCUGGCGCUGAACGCGCUGCGACACGGCGUGCUCAACAGGGAGUGUAACAUGCGACUGGCUGUGAUGGAUGUUCUGAACGAGUACUACGUCUGCCUGAUGUGCGAAUUCCACCGAAUAUGGAAGACCCAGGGACGGACGAUAGCAGACAGCGGCAACGUGCUCAAAGUGCUGGAGCACCACUCGCUGAAGCGAUACAAGGCGCUGCGGACCGGACUCUGCUCGUACCUGUCUCAGUCGAAACCGCUGCAGGGGUCGGCCGCCGGAGGGGACCGAAACGCCUGAACACUGCUAGCGUCGCCAGAGUGGCAAGGCUGCUUCUGGUCUUAUCGAGACCGCCACAGGAAACCUGAGCGAGUCAGUGGAGUCUUGGACCCAUGGAGAUCGCUGCUGGACGCAGGAAUCUGUCUACCAUGGGACUCAAAGCGACAUCCUGAGGUCACCACAGCACGCCUGAGAUCACCAACGAACCCCUGAGUUGGUGACAGGACACCUGAAACUGCCAUUAGACUCCCGAGAUGAGUACAUGGCUACCCCGUAGCCGAUGCGUCCCUCAACCCCAAACAAGCACUCUGGAGGUUACCACCAUUCUGCCGUGAAGAUGCUUGAGUGUGGACAUAGAAAACUGUGAUCACUGACGGCUGAGGUCAUCAGGUCGCCGAGCUCCGAGUGUUGAUGACUGGUAGGACCUCUCGUAUGUGAUGGAACUCAGCUGUAGAUGUGAUACGGCACAGCGCGUUACCCCGCCAGCACACAGAAGCGCACAAAUAAAUGUGUAACGGUAGCGGCCGUACCGCCGGACGUUUUGGUAGCCGCUGCCGCUGUGCCCCAUUUAGAACUCGCGAGUACUGUAAUGCGCCCUCUUAUACGCGACUUGUGGGACCCCUACAUUCCCCAUGAAUACUCAGCUUCGAUUAUUCAGUCCCCUGCGUUGCCAUAGUCUGUCUGUCGCCUCUGGCGUUAUGAUUGCUGCUUCUCCAGCCCAGAGGCGCCACUGUCGCGUUUGGUGGCAGUGAAACCGACUUCUACCACUGGUUGAAUGAACGUUGGGCGCCGGGUGAUAGCUUUUCGAAAUGGCUUCUUUGUGUUGGCAAGGAAAUGGGUAUUUGUUUAUGAGCAGUGUCUUUAUUUCGCCUACCUAUUGGAUCCUUAAGAGGAUGUUUCUGUGAGCAUUGGUUGUGCAAUGUGGUCUAUUGUCUUACUUGGAGUAGGGCGCAUAGCCUUUCGGGCUCAAGCGUCCGUUCUAGUGCGAGGCUUGUCCCUGGCGCGUCACUUUCGGCUGCAGAUGGCGUUCUUGCAGCGCUGUGCAAUAUGGUUGUUUGGUGUGAACUGUGAGGAUCACGCCUCUCUGAGUUGCCUAUCGCGCACUGUGUACCAGACCUGACGUGUUUAGUGUGUCGCUCGCGGUGUCCGUCUGCCUGCACUCGCCCGAGGUCCGCGGGACGUAUCUGUGAUCCGACUAGUCAGUGCGCGGAGUGUCCGGCGUAGCAUGUGUCCGCUGAGACCCAGUCUGUGUCGCCACGAUGUUGUGCUGCACAGUCCGUUUGAAACUGUGAUUUAUGUGUUUUAGGAAUGCUUGUGAUAUUCGAUAUUCCGCUGUCCACGUUCAUAUUUUACUUUUAUUUUAUCCUUCAUUUUGUUAGAGGACAUGAAGCUGAUGCACUCAUUCAAUGGGAUUUUGUUUCAUAGCGGUGCCAUAUUUCGUAGUGAAGCGAAUCACAGGCAAUUGAGACGAGAUCUGCGAGCCAUCGGAAUGUUUCAGGACGCCUAAUCAUCAGUUCUGCCUAUAUGAAAUGCAUUCGUAACAACG
Amphibalanus amphitrite is the source of this 3006-nucleotide messenger RNA. RefSeq names its product ELMO domain-containing protein 3-like. The record is from RefSeq and is a predicted model, not a curated record. The transcript has 8 exons. Bases 537 to 1481 code for a protein of 314 amino acids. NCBI's taxonomy places the organism in Eukaryota, Metazoa, Arthropoda, Thecostraca, Balanomorpha, Balanidae.